This is a messenger RNA of Linum trigynum, 1236 nucleotides long. The record is from the annotation of a GenBank genome assembly. Lineage: Eukaryota; Viridiplantae; Streptophyta; Magnoliopsida; Malpighiales; Linaceae.
CUACAAGCACCUUGAACAUCAAUUAUUUCCUUUCUCUCUUUCAUAUCUUUUAAUCGCAUCGUCCCGAGUUAUUUUAUUUACUGAGAGUAGUUUACGUGUCAACGAGAAAAAAUGACGAUCAAAUCAGUCGUCGUUGAGCAGCCUACCCUUGGGUUUGAAGCCGAGAAGAAGAUAAAGUUGAUUGAUAUUGAAGCCGAUAAGCUGGUGGCUAGCGGCGAAUUCACGGUACCGGAAGAAAAUGCAUUCGGACGAUCGUUCAGGGAUUACGAGAACGCGAACAACGAAAGGCAUCGGCUUGUCGAGGAGCUCUACCGUCAGCAACACGUCCAUCAAACUUUCGAAUUCGUAAAGAAGAUGAGGGAGGAGUAUGGGAAACUGGAGAAGGGAGAGAUGAGCAUUUGGGAAUGCUGUGAGGUUUUGAACGACAUAGUGGACGACAGUGAUCCUGAUCUUGACGAACCCCAGAUCAUGCACUUGCUGCAAACUGCUGAAGCCAUUAGGAAGGACUACCCUAAUGAGGAUUGGCUUCACCUGACUGCUCUCAUCCAUGAUCUGGGGAAGAUUCUGAUCCAUCCCAACUUUGGAGGGUUGCCUCAGUGGGCUGUUGUUGGUGAUACAUAUCCGGUCGGAUGUGGUUUCAGUGAGACCAUUGUUCACCACAAGCUUUUCACGGAGAAUCCAGACUACAAGAAUCCAGAAUACAAUACCAAAUUUGGUGUCUAUAGUGAAGGGUGUGGCCUUAACAAUGUGAUGAUGACUUGGGGCCAUGAUGACUACAUGUAUUUGGUCGCAAAAGAAAAUGACACCACUUUGCCAUCGGCAGGAUUGUUCAUCAUCCGUUACCAUUCAUUUUACCCGCUGCACAAAGGCGAGGCGUACAGAUACUUGAUGAACGACGAAGACAGGGAGAACCUGAAAUGGCUCAACAUAUUCAACAAAUACGACCUGUACAGCAAGAGCAAGGUUCCAAUUAACGUGGAAGAGGUUAAACCGUAUUAUCAGUCCCUCAUUGAGAAGUAUUUUCCGGCAAAGCUCAAAUGGUGAAGCUGGAGUGAAGCCUUGCAGAAUGAAGAGCGAUACAAGUUGUUUAUUCGUAAUUAUACAUAAAUAAUGAGAAAAUUCUUGGCUUUGAAUAAAGGGAUUAAAUCGUUGUAGUUUGUAUUACAGAAGGUGUCUCAAUUGGAAUUGUAAUAUUGACGAGGAAAUGUAGAGAUAUAAUAGAUCUAUUCGUAUCUA